AUGGCUAAGAAUGUUGAGGCAUGGACCUUGCUGUCCUUGGCUCUUUUAAUAAUUAUCAUACGUAUAAUGGUACGAUGGAAGCUCGUUGGGCCAGCCAAUUUCCAACUUGAUGAUUAUCUUAUGCCAUUGGCGGGGGUCUUUUUUAUACUUGAAACAGUAGCGGCGUACCUUGUCGGUGCCAAAUUCCAGGGCCUGACGAACAGCUACAUGACGCCUGAGCAGCGAGCAGCGCUGGAUCCUAAUUCAACUGAGUGGUCCUAUCGUGUUGCGGGAUCUAAGAUCCAGAUUAUUGGGUGGUCAUUCUACGUGGCUAUUCUCUGGCUGGUAAAAUUCAGCUUAGCAGUCUUCUACUCUCGAUUGACGACUGGUCUCCAACACCUCCCCACCCGAGUCCGGCUGGGAUAUAUUAUUUUGGGUGUGACAUACAUCGCAGCAGCGUUGUCACUGCUACUGUCUUGCCAGCCCUUCCAUGCCUUUUGGCAGAUCAAUCCUGACCCCGGCAAUCUCUGUCAGCCAACCAAAUCCCAUGUUUAUGUCUUUGUCGUUGUCGUUCUCAACAUUAUCACGGACAUCUACCUUCUCUCAAUCCCGCUUCCCCUUCUUUGGACUGUCAACCUCAAUCUGAAACGAAAAAUCCCUCUCAUGAUUCUCUUUUCUGGUGCUACAUUUGUCAUGUUAGCGGGAAUUAUUCGUGCUGCUACGAUUAUGAAGUCUAGCCCCGACGGAGCUGAGUCCGGCUCCCAAUGGGCAUGUCGUGAAACUUUUGUUUCAAUCGUUGUUUCGAAUCUGCCCAUCAUCCAACCACUUAUUCGCAAGGGCUUCAGAAAAAUUGGUCUCUCCCACGUCUUCAGUUCCUCGGGAGGAAAAACAUCAGGACAGCCAUACCCGCUCUCUAGCCGAGGUCUGCAAACUUUGACAAACCGUGGCGAAGGCGAUACCAAAAAGGGCAAGACAAACGCUGCUGCGCCAUCGCAUAUGCAGGCAUCCGCAUGGGGUAGCGAUGAGCAUAUUCUAGCCGAGUCUGAGCCUACCUCCAAGGAUAUCACUGUUGUCUCGGAGACUGUCGUGCAGAGUGAACCAUGGACUUUCCAAGAAGGCUCUGGGGUGGGCAAUUCAUCAUCGCCCCCGAAGGAGUGGAACAGUCAGGUGUCGCAUCGAUGA
Penicillium coprophilum is the source of this 1161-nucleotide messenger RNA. RefSeq lists its product as uncharacterized. The transcript is spliced from 5 exons. The coding region runs from base 1 to 1161 and encodes 386 amino acids. The record is from RefSeq and is a predicted model, not a curated record. NCBI's taxonomy places the organism in Eukaryota, Fungi, Ascomycota, Eurotiomycetes, Eurotiales, Aspergillaceae.